AUGAAUCCAUCUUCUCCAAUACGCUCUCCACAAAGCUCUCCUACUUCAAACCCGCAAUCAGGCACUCUCAGCCAUCGUCCAAGCCCGCGCCUGCCCCAGAACCCAGGCACACCAGCGAGCAACUCCGCAAACCCACCAAUUCCAGAUGAUAACCAUGGUGCCGAUCUACCGAUGAAUAUGUCAGCAUCGGUCAUGCUGACAAAUUUACCUCGCGAUGCGCACCAGGCACUCGCGGAUGUGGAGAGUAUUGAUUCGGGGAAAGUUACUGUUCGCUUCCAGCCUCUUCCAUCAGCGCCGAUCCUGAAAAAUCGGGUGUUCAAGGUCAGCGCUUCGCAGAAAUUUGAGACGGUUGUCAAGUUUCUGCGCAAGAAGCUCGAUUGCAAAGAGACCGAUUCUGUCUUUUGUUAUGUUAAUAGUGUAUUUGCGCCUGGGCUGGAUGAAGGUAUGGGCGGGCUAUGGAGGUGUUUCAAAACGGACGAUCAAUUGAUCGUCGCUUAUUCAAUGACGCCAGCAUUCGGCUGA
This is a messenger RNA of Penicillium digitatum Pd1, 522 nucleotides long. Its product is annotated as ubiquitin-like protein ATG12. The record is from RefSeq and is a predicted model, not a curated record. NCBI's taxonomy places the organism in Eukaryota, Fungi, Ascomycota, Eurotiomycetes, Eurotiales, Aspergillaceae. Gene Ontology annotation, biological process: nucleophagy; C-terminal protein lipidation; autophagosome assembly. Gene Ontology annotation, cellular component: cytoplasm; Atg12-Atg5-Atg16 complex; phagophore assembly site membrane.